AUGGCCUACCUAGAUAUGUCUGUACACACAUACAGUACGCUGCUAAGGCCGGCAUGCAGAACAUCGCACCCCGCCGACCUUACCGUCCUUACAGCCAUCCCCCGGCUUGUCUCGUCUCGUCUCGAGGCCAUCCUCGGCGAUGAUACAGACGGCGCCGCGUGCAACGUCUGGCGCCGCCGGCCCUGGGAAGAAGCCACAAGCCAUGGCGCAGUGAUUGCCUCUCCCCUUCCCCCUUCCCCCUCCCCCACACACCGACUGACCCUCGAUGCUGCUGGCAACAUUGCUUCUUUUGCUGCUGGCUGGUGCUCCUCAACCACAGCUGACCACGCAGCCCCUCCCCCGUGA
Plenodomus lingam JN3 is the source of this 345-nucleotide messenger RNA. Lineage: Eukaryota; Fungi; Ascomycota; Dothideomycetes; Pleosporales; Leptosphaeriaceae. The record is from RefSeq and is a predicted model, not a curated record.